Messenger RNA from Ruditapes philippinarum (Manila clam), 4013 nucleotides. RefSeq lists its product as uncharacterized. Gene Ontology annotation, molecular function: protein binding. Bases 50 to 2893 code for a protein of 947 amino acids. The transcript has a single exon. The record is from RefSeq and is a predicted model, not a curated record. Lineage: Eukaryota; Metazoa; Mollusca; Bivalvia; Venerida; Veneridae.
CGAAAUUUACUCUGAAGAUUGCGCUCGCGAUGAUGUAUAUGUUGAAACUAUGGCUCACAAAAAGGCAAAGGAAAUAUUACUUAAAACGGGCUGUGUUAUACUUAUUGGACCUCCAGGAGAAGGAAAGACAACUAUGGCUACGAAAUUGUUAUUUGAAACAUCUCAAAAAGGUUCCUGUCUAAAGCUUACCUUGCCCACAGAUUGGGAUAAUAUUGACAUCAACAAAAGGAUGUUUGAUACAAUUUUCAUUGAUGAUAUAUUUGGUGCUGGAGCACUGGAUGAAAACCUUCUAAAUGAGUGGUCUCUACGUUGCAAAGAUAUUGAGAAGGCUUUACAAGCAAGAAUGAUAAGAAUAAUAAUAACUUCUCGGCAUUAUAUAUAUUUCGAAGCACAAAUGAAAAUCCGAAAAUGUACUUUAUUUAACGAAAAGAAUAUCCAGCUUCUUGCAUCGUUUAAUCUUACUGAUUCAGAAAGAACGGACAUAAUUAAAAAACACGUGCAAAAGGCUGAGAGAAUAUUAAGCUCUACAGAAAUAAAAAGAUGCAGUCAAGCGUACGAAAACGCAUUUGCAUCCUCAAGGAAUGAAUGCAAAUUACCAUUUGACUUGGGGUUGUACCUCCAAACUGAAGGCCGCAUUAAAGCAAUGAUUGGGUUUCCCGAAAUCGUUUCUUUGUUUUCCAAUGGUGAUGAUUUAUUUAAAUGGGGCUCUUACUUCUUUUCGAAACCGGCAUUGUUUUUUAAAAAGUGCAUAGAGGAGCUUUUUGUAGAUGAAGAAAAAUUUUUGAUAUUGAUACUUAUUUGGGCCAGACCAGACAAAAAAUUACACUUAACCAGUAUUCAGCCGAAUAAUAUAUCAAGAGAAAUUAAACAGAUUGCUCUAAAAUUUGGCAUCGACUUGAAAGGACAUAUUGUCAGAGUCUUACUCAAGUCAGUAAAAUAUCAUAAAUCGGGGUUCAUUCAAUUUGACGAAAGUACAGGAUGUUGUUCUUUUACACAUACUACAAUAAGAGAUAUGGUUGGUUUGGUUGCUGGUCACGAUUAUCCAAAUGCAGUAGUGGAAUUUGCUGACAUGGGGUUCAUUAUGGAGUAUGUAACAACCGAGAAUUCAAAAAAUGAUGGAUACCAUAUUUUUGUUCAUGAAUAUCAGUAUUUUGAUCUACUUAAAGCAAUUUGUAAACAUAUGAAUGUGAAAAGGCAGAACGCAUUCUUAUCUAUUGUUGCAAAGAAAAGAGAUUACGAAAUUCGGAAUAAUUUCGGCCCUGUUUAUAUUGAUUUUUCACUACCUGGAGAGCUAAACAUUGAUACGUCCGUUUUGAAACACGAUUGUUUCAAUCAAUUGCCGUUCGUAGAAAUGUUUUGUGAAAGCAAAGAAGGAAAAUUCUUCAUGUCAAAACCCGUUGACAUAUUGCCAGUGAUUUGUCUUGACUGGAACUGCGAUAUCAAUUUAGGAGGAAUAAUCCCUGUCUAUCUACCUACGCUAGCGCUUCUGUACAAACACAAGUUUCUCCUAAACGUGUAUUUCGAAAAGGCACUUCAUCUAGUAAUUAACGAAUCACUGUUCAUACGUACAAGUUUACUAGUAGCUUCCCAUCAAGGUAUGAAAGAUGUUAUUGAACUGUUGCUAAAACAUGGCGCUGUUGUAUGUGCAGAAGCGGUAUAUUUUGCGGCUGCUAAAGGCCAUGUCGAGAGUCUUGCAUGUUUACUUGAAAAUCGAGAACAGAUUCGUGUUACCUACCCUAAUAGCUUGAAUAAAAACAGUCCUCUGAUUGCAGCAGCGAAAUGCGGAUCUACAAAAUGUAUUGAACUACUACUUCGUAAUGGUGCUGAUAUCAAUUUCAGAAAUAAAAAUAAUUGGUCAGCUUUGGACAAAGCAAUUUUAAAUCACCAAACAGAAGCAUGCAAAAUGUUACUUGUACACAAUGCUCAAGUUAACUGUAAAGCUGGAAAAUAUAAGAGGACGCCACUUCAUAUAAGUGCCGACAAGGGAGAUAAAGAUAUUACAGAAUUGUUGUUAAAGUACGGAGCUUCCAUUACUGCAAAGGAUUUCAGAGGACAUUACCCUAUACAUUGUGCUGUUCUUACAAAGUUUCCUUGUAUAAAAGUAGUAGAAAUGUUACUAAAUGCUGAUGUUUCUCGGAAAACAUUGACACGUAGAAUAUCCUAUGGAAUUAAAUCGGCCAUUAAAGGUGCAGAUAUGUUUCAUGUUGCCGUGUACAAGGCGGAUUGUAGACUUGUGGACUUACUGUUGAAACACAAUCUAACCCCAAACAUUCAGGACUUUUAUGGACAGACACCAUUUUACCGAGUGAUAGCUGAUUGUCACCAAGAAACGAAAUCUUCAAAUGAGGUAAGUGGAGAUUCUUUCGAUGGUAUAUUGAAAGAAGUAAUGGAUGUGAUAUUUAAAGUUCGACCAGUUAAGAUGAAAUUCGGCAAAUGGUCAAGCAUGCAGAUUAUUAAAAGACUGUUGCCAAUUGCAGACGUUACGACGCCAGACAGACACGGAUAUACGCCAUUGCAUGCUGCAGUUCAUAAAGGUUUGACAGAAGUUGUAAAAUUGUUGUGCCCGAAAGUAAACAUCAAUGCGCAAGAUAAAUAUGGGAAAACGCCUCUUCAUACCGCAUGUGAGCAACUAGAUUUAGAAAUAUUUACAAUAUUAGUAAAAGACUUCAAAGCUGAUUAUCGAAUGCUGACAAAAUCUGGUCAAUCUAUUUUUGAUAUUUUACAAAAAAGGACAUCGUGGAAAAAUAUUUGUAGGAGAUACAGGGAUAAAAAACCUGUUAAAAGUUACAUGUUAGAAAAACCACCAUUUAAGUCUUUUAGAGAUGUUAUCGCUGCCAAAGAUCCUGAAUUCGCAAGUAGAGGGAGCGAAAACGACAAAUUGAACAGUGUAUGAGCCUGACUGCGUAUUUGCUUAAAUUCAAACGUUCACUAUAUGUUUGAAUUAUAUUUAGGUGCAAUGGGAGAGGACGGUAGCUUACUACUGUCUAUUAUCAGGCUCAAUUAAAUCUUGUCUAGAACGUUUUCCAUUUGCGGUUUCUUCCAAAUGAACUUAAUUUGGAUCCUUAACUUAGGAUAUUAUCGAUUUCAUAGUAUACUUUUCCUUGUUUAUAACAAUUGUUUUUAUGCCACCGACCUUAUAAAAACUAUGGUUUGCCAUGCAAACCAUAUUUCCCUUCUAUUUGUUGAUUUUUCCCCACUGACGUCUUACUGUUUAAAUAUCUUUCGACCGAUACGUCAAACAUACUUGUAAAAAACUGCCUUUUACAUAAUUGAGUCCGAUAAAAUUAUUGAACAGUGUGAUCUCUCCGAAGGAUUAAAACAACAAAAUUACAUGUUGAAUUGAGACUUCAGACGGAUUAUGAAAAAAAAACACAUCUCUCAUCACCCUCUAGCUUGAGCGGUACUAGUUUAACAAUGACAUUGAUUUUAUCAGUGAACCAGAAAAAUAUAACAACACUGAAGUAAAGUAAGGACUGCUGCUAUAAAAGGAAAAUUUAUACCAUAGUUUUUUGUCAUUCCUCCUGCUCAUAUCUGUCACACCAGCCGUAUUUGGUAAAACAAAACUAAGUAAUUGUACAUUGUGAAAACUUUAUCAUAGUGUCCUUGUAUCAUCAUAAAGUUACUAGUAUUUAAAGAAUAAACAUAUGUAUUAUAUUCUUUAAGGAUGACAUUAAAAUGUACCCAUUCGGAAAAAAUAUGUCCGAGGUAUAAUGGUUCCUUAUGUUUAAAUGUCAAAGUAACAAUAAAUCAUGGAGAAAAUCUGGUAAAAUUACUUUGAACACAUUUGUGUUCUGAUUAAAGUUAUUAAUUUAUUUUUCUUAUCCACAAAAAAUGAAAAUAAAAGGAAAAAUCGUGUUUGUUUUUAAAGACAGAUAAAAGGUUUUCUUCAACAGGAAUGAUUGCCAUUCCCUUGAAAUUAGAUAAAUAAAUUAAAUGAAAAUAUUAAAUGUCAUUUUACUGACAACAAACAUAUAAAAAUUGCAAUAUGAGUAAAACAGUUAUUGGUUACUCCC